UAUAUUUUACUGCUGGCAGCACUCCUUCGUUGCCAUGGUGAUAAGUGUAUACAACACAAAACACAACAUUAGUUAUCAUUGUUUGAAUCAAUGUUAAUGUUAUACAAGAAUAAUUCAAUCCUGAAAAGCUGUUCUUAAUUAUACGGUUUUAUUAAAAUUACAUUUGUUUUCUUACGUAAAUAAAAAGUUUGUAGGUUAUUGGCAAAUAAAUCAUAAAUUUAAAGAAUGUGCGAUGGAAGAAGAGUUAAAUGCAGAGAUAAUAAAAACGACGCAGUUAUCGUUGGGAAAAUUUGUGAAACGACCGCCACUUACCGAGAAGUUAUUAAGAAAACCGCCGUUUAGAUUUUUACACGAUGUCAUCAUAACGGUUCUGAAAACUACUGGGUUCUUUGAAGGUCUCUUUGAACAAGAUGAAUUAAUAUCUGACAAUGUGAAAGACAGAGAAAGAAAAAUACAAUUCUUAAAUAAGGUCAUAACAGUACUAGGUUUUGCAACAGGAAAAACUUUAACAGUUAAGCCUUCUAAAAUAGUUGCUGGCCAAGAACCAGCAAAAACAAAUGAGUUACUGCAAUGUCUGGGAGAAGCUUUAGAAAAACAACUUACUUCAGUAGAAGCUGUUCAAAAAUAUAAAGAAAAUUUAAAAACUCAGGACACAAAUGAGAAAAGUAAUAAAACCUCUACUAAAGUUGUAAAAAAAAAUCAAGAUGUUAAAAAAGCUCCAUCAAUAAAAAGUAAUAAAAGUGAUAGCCCUGACAAAGAUCAAAAAGCUGUUUCCAAAUCUCGAUUAAAAGAAUCUGCAGUUAAAGAAUCACCACCAAAAAAACAAGCUACAGCAAAUAUCAAGAAAAGUACAGUUAAAAAUGUACAAGAUCUUAAAACAAACAACAAAAAAAUCAAACAAGAAAAAUCCCCCGAUUUAAAGCAAGUCGAUGAACCAGCUAAAAUUAUUAAAAAUGGUGGUAGUGAUGUUUCAGAAGUUAAUGAAAAAAAAGAUUCUAUAGAUACUAACACAAAUGAUGAUAAAGGACCACAAACACAACACUUUGAUACAGAAAAAGAAAAAAUAAGUAUUGACAUUACAAAUGAGAUAACUGAAAAAUCUGAAACAGAACUAAAAUCUGUAAAAACUGAUAGUCAUCAAGAUGACAAAGAUGGUUUGGAAAACUCUAUACAACUUGGAAAGACAAUUACGGACGAAUCCACCAUUAAAGUUAUUGACAAUACUAAAGAUUUAGCAAUUAGUAACUCAAGUGAUACAAGCAAGAAUUCUUUUGAAUCAAAUUUAGUUAACAAUGCAGAAAAAAGGCCUCAAAGUGUAAGGCCUUCGUCAUCUAGACCAGGAGCACCAAGAGUGAAAGAAAAACAUGAUGCUACAUUGAUAGGAACGGAAAAUCCUAUUGCUCACAAACCAAAUAUCAUAAUCGAAAAUACAGUGCCAGAAGAGGAAGAAGAUGGAAGUAUAAUUAUUGUGGAAAAUCAAACUUCGUCAACAUUACAUAAUGAAGAAGAAUUACAAUUAACUUCGAAACAACAUGGUCAUUUAGUACAACAAAUAUUGGAUUCUCAAAAGGAGUUUUCCCAAAUAUCAGGAAAGACAGAAAUUGAAUGGCAUUUUGGUGCACAAAAAGCAAGAGAUGUAGUAAAUCAAGAAAUUGAACAGAUGAGGUUCAAUGUGCAAGCUCUCUCUCGUAUAAGUAACCCAUUGGGAAAGUUAAUUGACCACAUACAAGAGGAUGUUGAAGUAAUGAGACAGGAGCUUCAGGAGUGGACAAAGAAAUAUGAAGAGGCAUCAAUAGAAUUAUCUAAACAAAAAAUCAUAAAUGUGGAAUCUCUCCAACCUCUUCAAGCAAAAAUAAAACAACUGGAUGCUGACAUAGAAGAGAAGGGAGACAAAAUUAAUGAUCUCAGAAUAGUAGUAUUUAAGAAUUAUUAUAGAAUUGAAACCCUCCUUUCAGCAAAUGGAAAUGUGCAAUAAAUUAAUAAUUAAAUGUUAUUUCAUUAUUAUUUUAUUGAAAUACAAGCAAUCUUUAAAAAGUU
Messenger RNA from Papilio polytes (common Mormon), 2037 nucleotides. It is a transcript of the gene IFT54, whose product is annotated as TRAF3-interacting protein 1. The record is from RefSeq and is a predicted model, not a curated record. The transcript is spliced from 6 exons. Gene Ontology annotation, molecular function: microtubule binding. Lineage: Eukaryota; Metazoa; Arthropoda; Insecta; Lepidoptera; Papilionidae. Bases 233 to 1975 code for a protein of 580 amino acids. Gene Ontology annotation, biological process: cilium assembly; regulation of microtubule cytoskeleton organization; intraciliary transport. Gene Ontology annotation, cellular component: ciliary basal body; centrosome; intraciliary transport particle B.